GCCCAAGCUGGCGCUAGUUCGAGUCAUAAUACUACCUCGGGUGCACCAAAGCCGCCAGUCGUCCAGCCAGGUACCGGCAACAACAUCAUAGUAAACCCAUGCCAGCGAGGGAAUCCUAUCCUGGAAUGUGUCAAGAACGUGGGCAAAGAGUUCGGAGAUAUUCUCGCUGACUAUCAGGUGGGACGGGCGACUGGCGUCCUGUUUCUCAGCUUGCGGUAUCAUCGACUACAUCCUGAGUACAUUCAUCAAAGGAUAGAGCGUCUCGGGCAUUCGUACGACUUGAGAGUCUUGUUGCUCAUGUGCGAUGUUAGCGAACAUCAGGACCCCAUUCGAGAGCUGACGAAGGUUUGCCUCAUCAACAAUAUAACUAUCAUGGUAGCUUGGAGUGCCGAAGAAGCAGGGUAUUACCUGUCAACGUAUAAACAAUUCGAGCACAAGCCUCCCGACCUAAUCAAAGAGCGUGUAGAUAAGGACUAUCACUCCGUACUGCGAAACACCCUCACGACCAUAAGUAGAGUCAACAAGACAGACGUGGAGACAUUACGCGCCACGUUCGGCAGUUUCGCAGGUAUCGCGGGAGCUACCUCGGAACAGCUGCAGAACCUUCCCGGCUUUGGCCAAGUGAAAGUCAGCAGGAUGCAGGAUGCAUUCGGGAAGCCCUUCCUGAACAAGGCAACCACUACUCUUCCUUCCUCCUUCACACAGCCAACACGAGCAGAACCGGCAGUGAAGGAUAAGGGCAAGGGCAAGGAACGAGCAACCGACACAGAAGAAGCAGUAGUUAGCGGAAGCACCGUCACUCCUCGAGCUCCAAGAGCACCAAGUCCAGUCUGGGACAUCGAGCUCGAACUCAAUGAGUCGCCAUCAACGUCACCGAGGGCAGACCUCCGCCCCGAUUCUUCGCCCAUAUCUUCCGUUCCCGCACAACCUGGUACUUCCGCAACUGAUAAUGGGGCGCACAAGAAACGGCCAUCAAGCCCCAUCUGGGACAUCGAGCUCGAUUUGAACGAGUACGAUCUGGAAGAGCCUGCUGAGAUUGAGACAAGUAAGAAGAGGAGA
This is a messenger RNA of Laetiporus sulphureus 93-53, 1059 nucleotides long. RefSeq names its product DNA repair protein rad10. The annotation marks the transcript as partial. Gene Ontology annotation, cellular component: nucleus; nucleotide-excision repair factor 1 complex; ERCC4-ERCC1 complex. NCBI's taxonomy places the organism in Eukaryota, Fungi, Basidiomycota, Agaricomycetes, Polyporales, Laetiporaceae. The record is from RefSeq and is a predicted model, not a curated record. The transcript is spliced from 7 exons. Gene Ontology annotation, biological process: mitotic recombination; meiotic mismatch repair; UV-damage excision repair. Gene Ontology annotation, molecular function: single-stranded DNA binding; damaged DNA binding.